UCUCUCUAGAAUUACAUAGUUUUAGUGAAUUUGAUUAAUGCUCAAAUUCAAAUUCAAACGCGAUAUAUAUUCAAUUUUUUGUGUAAAUUCAAUUUUGCAUUUAACAAUUUCUGCUUAUAAUAGGAAAGGAACAUUAAACUACAAAGUAACAAAUAUUAUCUACAUGUGUUUUUUCAAGAUUUAAAUUAUUAUGCAAUCAACAAAAAAUAAGUAUGUUGUGCGUAGUUUGGAAUUACGAUCUUUACGUAGUUGGUUUAAACAUCUUCCAUCAAUAUACAAAUCUUUUAAUUAUAUUAAUAAUUCGGAAUAUUAUCCUUACCUUUGUCAAAAGAAUCAAUUUAAUAUAGGAGAAAUUAUUCAAAAUGAUUAUAUCAAUCAACGAUUUAUAACAUUUUACACAAAAUUGAUUCUACGAAAAUUUUUUGAAUCUUGGAAAAUUUAUGCGAUUUAUAAAUUGCAUAGAAGAAAAACUCUGUGUGAAGUAAAUCAUAUGUAUCGUAUUAAACUUAAAAGAAAUGUAUUUAAUAUUUUAUCCAAAAAUAUAAUUAAAUCUAAUGAACAUCAUAACAAAAUAAUACAAUGGCGAUAUUUUAGAUUAUGGGAAAAAUAUAUAGAAAUUAUACGAUAUAAUAAAAGUUUAAUAAAAAAAUAUCUUCAAAAAUCUAUAACAAUUUGGAAAGUAUUUGUACUACAUAAAAAACAGAAAAAUAUAUUUAAAAAACAACUAGUUGAUAAGGUCUGUAAAUUAUAUACCUCAAAUUUAUUGCAUAAAUAUUUUAUAAAAUGGGCAACUAUACAUAAUUCUACAAAAGUUUUUAAAGAACAAGUUCAAAAGAUACUCUGUCAUUAUAAAAAAAAAAUGUUAAAAAAAUAUUAUCUUGUAUGGACAGCAUAUUAUCAUGCAAAAAUCCAAAAUAAAUUUCUAAAAGAAAGGGCUGAUCAACAACAUUGUCGAAAAUUACUAAGAAGAUAUUUAAAAAAAUUUGUUUUGUACAUUCAUAAAGUUCAUAUUGAUAGAAGAACAAUGAAAAGGACAAAUACUUUUUACGAAUUUAAAAUUAUAGUUAAAAUAUUUAAUGCUUGGGUACAAUGGUAUUAUCAAUUCUCAAGAAUAUGCAAUAUUAUGAGAAAAAUACAGCAAAUUAUAGAAAAUAAAAUGAAACAAAAAAUCUUUCUAUAUUGGAAAUCAUACAUAUUUCAUAAAAAAUGUAUGAGAAGAAAACUGUUUCUUUGUUUAAUUAAAUAUCAUAAAAAGAUUUCUACUAAUGCAUUUAAUAAAUUGCAAGAUUAUGUUCUAUAUAAGAAAAGAAAACAAACACAGAUGUUAAGUUUAAGUACUCGAGCAGUUACUAUUAUUGUUAAAAUACAGAAUAUGUACAUAGAAAAAUGGAAAAAAAAAUUAAAUAUACAUAUGCAAGAAAAACGUAGAAUAUUCCUAGCUACUGAAUUGUACAAUAAUAAUAUUUUUAAACAAUAUCUUUUUUUGUGGAAAAAGUUUUCUCAGCAGUAUAAGUUAAAAUUGUUACAAAAAAAGAAAUUAGAUGAACGUGCUUCUUACUUUGUCUUGAAUAAGUAUAUUAUGAUAUGGAAACUAAAAUGUGAAGAUAAUUAUAAAAUUUAUAAAAAGGAAAAGUUAAUUAUGUUUGUCAUACAUAAGAGUAUGCAGAAAAAGUAUCUUAUGUUUUGGAAGAAGUAUGUAGCUAAAAAAAUAGAUAAAAAAAGAGAUAUUGAAUAUGCAAAAAAUAUAAAUAAAAAGUUUUUAUUGCAAGAAGGAUUAAGAGAAAUUUUAAGAAAUUCUUUAUUUACUAUGCAAUUUCACUAUGAAAGCAGAAUAAAAUAUACAACAUUAAAACUUGUAGGAGACUUAGAAAUACUAAGUAAAUAUUUUGAUAGAUGGCUAUCAAUAGUUUAUUUAAAAGAAAAAUUAGAAUUCCCACUUUCAGAAAUAAAAUAUAGAAAUAUUAAAGGGAAUAUAAAAAAUUAUUCAAUUAAAAACAUUGGAGAGAAUAAUUCAUUGUUUAAUAAUGAUAAUAUAUCUAUAAUUGUGCCAUCUCUUCCUCUCUCUUCUGAAGACUAUAAAAACAACAAUAAAUUUGAAUACAUAGAUACUGUGAUUCCAUUUAAUUAUAUUAGAAAUAAAUUUGAUGAAUUAGAUAGUUUACUUAUGUAUAGCACGAAUAAUAAUUUAUACUCUAUUUCUUUGUAUAAUGAUUCUUUGUAUAAUGAUAAAUCAAUGUUUUCAUUACCAAAUAAUGUAAAACUCUUACCACCUUCUGCAUUUUAUUAAUAAACCAAAAAUUAUUAACAUGGCAACAACAAUACAAAAAUUUUAUAGAAAUAUUUUGUUAUUUUAUUAU
Molecule: messenger RNA, 2357 nt
Organism: Vespa crabro (European hornet)
Lineage: Eukaryota; Metazoa; Arthropoda; Insecta; Hymenoptera; Vespidae
Exons: 4
Coding region: 191-2287 (698 amino acids)
Source: RefSeq, a predicted model, not a curated record